AUGGCGCAUUUUGUUAGUGUGCCGUCGAAGCAAAGGGAAGGACGAAUGCAAGAAGUUGUAAUUCACAGGCGAGACGUGGGCGGAUAUGUACCGGGAGAGAGUUGGUUUGAAAAGGAGAGCGAGAAACGCACAAUAGCUACAAAAGAAGAUCUAGUUAAAUCAAUUUUUUUCUCAAAAUCCCUUUCUUUUCUUUCUUCCUUUCUUUCUUUUCUUCUGUCUUUCUUUUUUUAUCUUUUCCACCAUUCUUUCCCAAAAUUUUCUUUGUUUGCCUUUCUUUUUUUUUUCUUUCUUUCUUUCUUUCUUUCUUUCUUCUUUCUUUCUUUCUUUUUCCAUCUUUUCCACCAUUCUAUGACCACCUAUUUUCAAAAUUUAGUUUUUUGCCGUUUUUUUCUUUCUUUCUUUCUUUCUUUCUUUCUUUUCUUUUUCUUUCUUUCUUUCUUUCUUUCUUUCUUUCUUUCUUUCUUUCUUAUUUUCUUUUCCCACCUUUUUCCACCCUAUUUUUCUUUCUUUGUUUGCCUUUCUUUCUUUUUUUCUUUUUUCUUUCUUUCUUUCUUAUUUCCAUCUUUUCCACCAUUCUUUGACAACAUAUUUUCAAAAUUUUCUUUGUUUGUUUUUUUUUUCUUUCUUUUUUCUUUUUCUUUUUUUCUUUUCUUUCUUUCUUUCUUUCUUUCUUUCUUUCUUUCUUAUUUUCUUUUUUCUUUCUUUCAAAUUUUCUUUGGUUGCCGUUUUUCUUUAUUUCUUUCUUUCUUUUUUCUUUCUUUCUUCUUUCUUUUUCAUCUUUUUUUCUUUCUUUCUUUCUUUUUUCUUUCUUUCUUUUGA
Molecule: messenger RNA, 819 nt
Organism: Acanthosepion pharaonis
Lineage: Eukaryota; Metazoa; Mollusca; Cephalopoda; Sepiida; Sepiidae
Source: the annotation of a GenBank genome assembly